CUGUCUGUCAAAUGGAAAUAUCAGAUGAUAAAGAAAAUCACAAAAUAUUUUUGGAAAAUGACAGAAGGCAAAAAUCACCACAUGCUGUUGAAUCUCUGUUGUUGUUAGAUAAUACAUUAUUGUGUAAUAUAGAACCUGACAAUAGCAUAUUUGAUCUACAUACUUGCUCCGAAACGUACGAUUCUUCUCAGAAACACAAUGUCUCAGCGGCACAAGUUUCUAAAGGGCAGAUGCAAAAUACUAAAACUAGUUCAACUGUUCCAUCAAAAAUAUCACAAAGUGUAUCUCCCAACAUAAAUAAAUGGCAAGAUGAGUCAUUAAUGAAUCAAGUAUUUGCUCAAUUCGAAUUGCAGGAAGAAAAUGUUCUAAAGGAUUGUAGUAAUAUUAGUUUUGAUGUAUUUGAUACAUUUUGUAAAGAAGACACAAACUCUGAAUCAUCUAAUGUCAAUGAUCAAAGCAUUAAAAAAACAUCUUUAGAUGAAGAGAAUAUAAAUAUAUCAAGCCAAGAUAGAUUGGCUAAUAUAUCAUAUUUAUAUAUCACAAAUUUUGAUAAUGAUACUUUGGAAGAUAGCCAUUUUAAAGAUGUUGAUAAGUCACCAAUUUUAAAAUCCAAAUCUAAAAGUUUAAAUGAAUAUAAAAAACCAAGAAAACAACUAUGUUUAAAGAAUGUUGAAUUAAAAUCAAAAAAUGAAAAUAUUAAUUCUACAAAGUGUUCUUUAUUUUAUGAUUUGCCACAUACUGUGAAAAAAUUGAUUCAAGAAAUUAAGGGCAUUUAUGAGUUAUAUCAAUGGCAAGAUGAAUGUUUAAAGUUAGCUAUUAGAACUAAAAAGAAUUUAAUUUAUGCUCUACCAACAAGUGGUGGCAAAACUUUAGUUGCGGAGAUAUUAAUGUUCAGGGAAAUUAUAUGCAACAAGAAAAAUACAAUUUUUAUACUCCCAUAUGUGGCUUUGGUGCAGGAAAAGGUUCAAUCAAUGGCUAUAUUAGCAUUAAAAUUAGGUUUUCUAGUCGAGGAAUAUGCUGGUGCAAAAGGGCGUUAUCCACCAAUCAAACGGCGGAGAAAAAAUAGUAUUUACAUUUGUACUAUAGAGAAAGCUUUAGGACUUGUAAAUAGUUUAAUAGAAACAAAACGCUUAGCUGAGAUUGGUAUUAUAGUCAUUGAUGAGUUACAUUUACUUGGAGAGUCUGGAGGAAGAGGUGCCACAUUAGAAGGACUUCUUACAAAGAUAAUGUUCUUCAGUGAUACAAUACGUUUGAUUGGAAUGAGUGCCACAAUAGGUAAUUUAAAGGAAAUUGCACAAUUUCUCAAUGCAGACACAUAUUCCCAAAAUUUUCGACCAGUUGAAAUAACAGAAUAUGUGAAAUGUGAGAAUGACACUUGGGUAGUCAAUUUGAAUAAUGAAGAAUUAUUAGUACAUAUGGGCAGUAAUGAUUAUAAGUAUUCAGAUGAUAUAGCAAUGCUAGAUCCAGAUAGAAUUGGGGGUUUGGUAAUGGAAGUAGUACCAAACGAUUCGUGUCUUAUAUUCUGCUCAAGUCGUAAAAAUUGUGAAAAUGUGGCUUUAUUAUUAGCUAAAGUUUUGCCUAAAAGUUUGAAUAAUUACAAAGUAGAAAAAAAAAGAACUUUGUUAGAUGCGCUUAAAGCUGAAGAAGAUUUAUGCCCUAUUUUGUACAAAACUGUCAAAUAUGGUGUAGCUUAUCAUCAUUCUGGUCUUACAUCUGAAGAACGACGCUUGUUAGAAGAUGCGUUUAGAGAAGGUACUCUAUGUAUAAUAUGUUGCACAUCAACUUUAGCAGCUGGUGUCAAUUUACCAGCAAGAAGGGUAAUCCUACGUAGUCCUUAUAUUGGCAAUCAGUUCUUGAAUUUAAGUAGAUAUAAACAAAUGAUUGGCCGAGCUGGUCGUGCUGGUAUGGGAGUUUUAGGAGAAAGUAUACUUAUUUGCAAAAAAUCUGAGAUCAAUAAAGUGAAAGAUCUUUUGACCUCUCAAAUGGACGAAUCGCUGAGUAGUUUACACAUAGAAAAUGAUAGGGGGAUUAAUAAUUUGAUUCUAAGUGCAAUACAAUUAAACAUGGCAACAACUAGGUCUGAAUUGCAUAAAUUGACAGCUGCAACUUUGCUUAAUAUUCAACAAAAUAGAAUAGGCAUUAAUAUGAAAACAAUCACAGACGAAACAAUAACGUUGUUAUCAAAAUGUAGCGUGAUAAAAGUAAGGGAAAAAAAUAAGAGUUGUAAUACUGGUAAUCCUAAUAUAACUGUUGUCAUUCCAUCUCAAGAACCAAUGUAUAUGGAAAAACUAUCAAUUAAAAAAGGAAUAAAAACGGUCAUUUUUACAAAUGAAACUGAGUUUCAACUCUGUGAUUUGGGACAAGCUGCAAUGAAAGGACCAAUUGAUUUAAAAACUGCACACACAUUAUAUGAGGAUUUAAAAACAGCUCAAAAGCAUUUAAUUUUAAUUGAUAAUCUUCAUCUCUUAUAUCUUGUUACACCUUAUGACAGUAUAUCUCAAAUUACUCUCAUUGGCAAUAUAUAUUAUAAUGUGGUAAUGGACUUGAGUGAAAGUCAAAUGCAAAUAGCUAGGCUUUUGGGAAUAACAGAAGCUGUAGCAAAUAAAUUACGUGAUGGUAUAAUGCCAAAGUCUGUCGAGAAGAGGGUGGUUCAUAGAUUUUAUGUGACUUUAAUAGUGUAUGAAUUGUGGAAUCAUCAUUCAGUUUAUUCUGUUGCCGAAAAAUAUCAGGUUAAUAGAGGUGUUAUACAAAAUCUUUUAAAUGCAGUCUCAAUGUUUGCAUCUUCUGUAGUAAGAUUUUGUCAGGAACUACCUGAGUUUUGGGCAUUUACUGAGAUGUUGAAUACAUUCAGUAAAAAAUUAUCUUACUGUUGUCCGUCAGAGUUAGAAACAUUGAUGGAAUUACCUUCAGUUAAAAUAGGUAGAGCACGCCAAUUAUACAAGGCUGGCUAUCAAAAUUUACAAUCUAUAGCGAAAGCUGAUGUAAGAGAGAUAAAAGAAAAAAUUCCAUAUUUAAGUAAUAAAAUGAUCAUGCAAAUUAUUGCUGCAGCAAAACUUUUAAUAUUGCAAAGAGCAGAGGAUUUAAAAGAUGAGUGGGAAGAUGUCCUAGAUGGUAUACGUAUGAGUCAGAUAGAAGUAGAUCUAUGAAUUCUACAU
Messenger RNA from Cataglyphis hispanica, 3155 nucleotides. It is a transcript of the gene mus301, whose product is annotated as helicase POLQ-like. Gene Ontology annotation, molecular function: ATP binding; nucleic acid binding. The record is from RefSeq and is a predicted model, not a curated record. NCBI's taxonomy places the organism in Eukaryota, Metazoa, Arthropoda, Insecta, Hymenoptera, Formicidae. Bases 12 to 3146 code for a protein of 1044 amino acids. The transcript is spliced from 15 exons.